This is a messenger RNA of Vicia faba (fava bean), 348 nucleotides long. The record is from the annotation of a GenBank genome assembly. Lineage: Eukaryota; Viridiplantae; Streptophyta; Magnoliopsida; Fabales; Fabaceae.
AUGAAAAUCAUUCUCAAUUUGCUUACACCAACAGAUAAGUUGCUCAUUUUGAGAAUGUUUAUGAAACAAUUGAAUAAGCAUGAGGAUCUUAUUGUUUGGAUGCGAACUGCUGCUUUGCCAACUUUUUGGAAGUUGUAUGGAAGGAUUGAGGUUGAUUUGGAGAAAGGACCGUGGUAUUGCAGAAUCGGUACAACACGUAUAGUUUUAGCGGCAAGAAGAAACUUGUAUUGUCAACUUCUAGUUGGCUUGGUGGGAAGAAAGACUUCCUUGGCAUUGCUUAUCUAUCGAGGAUUAAGCUCCUUUUUGGCCAUGGCUUUAACUAUUUUAUAUUUUGUCAAGCCAAGGUAA